AUGGUGGGGACGGUGACUGGCUUUGCAAGAAAGGAGUUACCUAUUACCUAUUUGGGUGCUCCUCUCUAUGCUGGGAGACUUAAAUAUUUCUUCUCUGAUGACCUGAUUGGAAAAAUUAGGAACAAGGUGGCGGGUUGGAAAGGGAAACUCUUAUUUGGUGGGGGUCGUGUGACUCUUGUUAAGCAUGUCCUUACCUCUAUCCCCAUUCAUAUUCUGGCCACCUUGGAGCUGCCUAAGACUGUCCUACGGCGAAUCUAUAGCAUCUUUGCUGAUUUCUUGUGGGGGAAUUCACAGUGGGGUAAGCGCAGGCAUUGGGUGAGAUGGCAGAAGAUUUGCAGGCCGGUGGAAGAAGAGGGUUUGGGGAUUAGUUUGUUGGAGGACUUUGGGCUUUCUCUAAGGCUCAAAGGCUUUUGGAGGGUCAUAUCUGACAGUUCGCUUUGGAGUGCCUUCUUCGGGGCAAAGAUCUUCAAAGGGGUUCAUGUGGCCCUAGGCUCUGGGGAUAUCUCAUUCUGGCCUGAUAAUUGGGUGGUGGUGGGCCCGCUGAUUGAUUAUGUGGACAAUGCCCUCGAGGUUGACUCAGACCUGCUCGGCAAGGAUGCGGUUGAUGAGGUUGGCUCUUGGAGGCUGGAUUUACUGAACCGGAUUGACUCGGAUGAGGUCAGGCAGAGCAUAGUUCAAGGUGGUUUUGCAAUGUCAGGUACGGACGACGUUAUGGUGUGGACUGUCGCUAGCGAUGGGUGUUUCACUGCUAAGUCGGCCUGGAAUGAGUUUGUUACUUUGCAGGUGCAAAGGCCUGGGAUAGAACCUAUAAUCUACCGGGAUCUUUUCUUGUUUCGUACUCUUGCUUCCUUCUUGAAUGGAAUCAGUCUACAGAAAUUGGGAUGCAAUGCAGAGCUCAUAGUUGAUGAAUUUGGUGAGAAGCUUCUAGAGGAACUUGAUUAUACCUUGGAGGCUAGAAAUAUUGAGGAUUUUCUGGAGAACUUCAAGAAUGAUCCAACUGUCAAGAUUCCUCGGGUUUAUAAAAAGCUUUCAGGUCCACAUGUUUUAGUGAUGGAAUGGAUUGAUGGUAUUCGGUGCACUAAUCCACAGGCUAUAAAAGAAGCAGGCAUUGACGUAAAUGGUUUUUUGACCAUUGGAGUGAGUGCUGCCUUGCGACAAUUACUAGAGUUCGGAUUUUUUCAUGGAGAUCCACAUCCUGGAAAUAUCUUUGCUAUGCGUGACGGUCGUAUUGCAUAUGUGGACUUUGGGAAUGUUGCUGUCCUCAGCCAGCAAAAUAAGCAGAUUUUGAUUGAUGCUGUUGUCCACGCUGUAAAUGAGGACUAUGUUGAGAUGGCAAAUGAUUUCACCAGGCUGGGCUUCCUUGCUAGUGGGACUGAUGUUUUGCCUAUUAUCCCAGCGUUGGAAGCAAUAUGGCAAAAUUCAUCUGGAAAGGGGUUAUCUGAUUUUAAUUUUAGGAGUGUUACUGGAAAAUUCAAUCAGUUGGUUUACCAGUACCCAAUACGUAUCCCUGAGAGGUUUUCUCUUGUUAUUCGUUCUUUAUUGACUCAAGAAGGCAUUUGUUUCACAUUGAAGCCAGAUUUUAAAUUUCUUGAGGUUGCCUACCCAUAUGUUGCCAAGCGUCUUUUGACAGAUCCUAAUCCUGCACUCCGUGAACGCCUCAUACAGGUCAUUUUUAAAUAUGGAGUUUUCACCUUGAGACAUUUUAGAAAAGAUUUGGACGUGUAUUUAUUUAAGUAG
Telopea speciosissima is the source of this 1737-nucleotide messenger RNA. RefSeq names its product protein ACTIVITY OF BC1 COMPLEX KINASE 1, chloroplastic-like. NCBI's taxonomy places the organism in Eukaryota, Viridiplantae, Streptophyta, Magnoliopsida, Proteales, Proteaceae. The coding region runs from base 1 to 1737 and encodes 578 amino acids. The record is from RefSeq and is a predicted model, not a curated record. The transcript has 10 exons.